Girardinichthys multiradiatus is the source of this 1975-nucleotide messenger RNA. Its product is annotated as SUMO-conjugating enzyme UBC9-like. Bases 359 to 835 code for a protein of 158 amino acids. Gene Ontology annotation, molecular function: SUMO conjugating enzyme activity. The record is from RefSeq and is a predicted model, not a curated record. The transcript is spliced from 7 exons. Gene Ontology annotation, cellular component: nucleus. Gene Ontology annotation, biological process: protein sumoylation. Lineage: Eukaryota; Metazoa; Chordata; Actinopteri; Cyprinodontiformes; Goodeidae.
AAACAAAUUGGGGUCCUUUCUUGCUGAAGGCUAGCUGUUAAAACGGGUUUUAGCGCUACAUUGUUUUAAUUACCAUUUAAAGGUAUCCCGUAGUUUCAUCAUUAGGUGUCGUUUAAGCUAUUCGAGUAUUAUUAUCGAAAGAGAAGUUUUAUUCGGCUCGGUUUUCUAUGCUCUAAGUGGCGCCGUAGAUGUGUUUUUAAGCGUUGAACGUUGUGUUGUUUAUCUUUCUGUCACUGCCGAGCUAACGUUAGCAUCAUCCCAGCAAACAAAUUGUUCCUGCCACCAGCCUAACAUCUACUGUGAUAUUUCUUCAUAGAAAAUAAGACAUUUGUCCACAAGGUGGCGUUGAUGUGCAAUCAUGUCUGGCAUUGCUCUGAGCAGACUGUCCCAGGAGCGCAAAGCCUGGAGGAAAGACCACCCAUUUGGUUUUGUUGCUGUGCCCACUAAGAAUCCUGAUGGAACCAUGAAUCUAAUGAACUGGGAGUGUGCCAUACCUGGGAAGAAAGGGACUUUGUGGGAGGGAGGACUUUACAAGCUCAGAAUGCUGUUCAAAGAUGACUACCCGUCCUCUCCACCCAAAUGCAAGUUUGAGCCACCCAUAUUCCAUCCAAAUGUCUACCCAUCAGGCACCGUGUGUCUGUCCAUCCUGGAGGAGGACAAAGAUUGGCGACCGGCCAUCACCAUCAAACAGAUCCUGUUAGGUAUCCAGGAGCUGCUGAAUGAGCCCAACAUUCAGGACCCAGCUCAAGCAGAGGCUUACACGAUUUACUGUCAGAACCGGAUGGACUAUGAGAAGCGGGUCAGGGCACAAGCCAAGAAGUUUGCCCCCACAUAAAGAGUGGAGCAGCCUGAAGUGAUGGGAGGCAGGCAGCACCUGAAGGACCACUCCAAUAAGAAUCUGUUUAAAGUAUUAUUACACUGUUUCAUAGGUAAAAUGCAAAACAUAUUUUUCUUUAUCCCUUUUCAAACUCCCAAAACAUAACAGGAUAAUGAUUGUACAUUUGUUUAAUAAAUAUCUAUGUAUUGCAAAUGCAUUAGUAUUGGCUUGAGUGCUAAACUCACCUAUUCCUUCACUGAUACGAUAAGAAGUGUGUUGACAAGCUGUAUAAAUAAGAAUCCAUGUCUGAAUCCUGUGUGAAAUCCUCAGUUUGAAGUAAAUGAGGAUGUUUCACACAGUGUACUUUCAUCCAGCCACGAGUGCUCAGAACUAGCGUGCUUAAAUGUUCAUUAGUGUGUCUACAGCCGGAGGUAAGGCAGUCUGAACAGUAGAAGCUUAUUCUGUCAUUGUAAACAGCCAUCAGGUCGGGGUCAAAAGAAAAAUUAAAGUAAAAGACAAUCUUGACAUUUGUUAUGACAUUGGCUGUGAAGGAAGUGGUUGUCGUGAUGUAGCUCAGUUCGUCUUGGUUCAGGAAGAACAUAAAGCAUAAAGGGUCGAGUCUUUGUUCCACACACUCCUCUUGUUCCAGUUUAAGAUACUCACUGUAUAGAUUCUCUUAGUGAAUCCAACUGAAAGUGAAACUGUCGGUAACGCUGAUGAACUUCAUGAACAUACAUCCUCAUUGUGUUGACCUCUUCCAAACAUGCUGUAGCUUCAUGUAGAUAAGCUCCAUUGUGAUAAUAAGCAAACCGGUAACCGUUAAUUGUUGAGCCUUUUCAUUCAGUCAUUUUAAACCAACAAUGCUUCCAUGUCUACAAAUCCCAAAUCAAGCCUGGCAGGCUUUUAGGAGCUGAAGGAUCCUCAUUGGAAUAGCCUCUCUGCAGCAAAGACUAACUGAAGAAAGUGCACUUGUAAAUAAACCAAGGCCUGAGUUUCUCUUUUUUUGGCCUCUAAAUAUGAGUGCAUGUACAUAAUAUAAAUAACAAACAGUGGAAGUAAUGUUUUAUAUUAUUUUAGCCAGUUGAUAUACAUUGUAUGUGGUAUUGUAAGAAGAGAGAUAAAUGAUCAAUAAUUGUCAAAUAAAGUAAAAGGAAAGAA